AUGGACGACUCCGCUUUCGACGUAGAGACAGAUCUGUCUACCCAAAGUAUCCUUCUCGCAGCAGCAAAUCAUGAUAUACCCUCCCUCCGCAAUCUCCUCCGCAACACCUCUGCAAACGUGCAAGACGCCGAGACAGGCUUCACACCCCUCCACGCUGCGAUUGCCGCCUGCGAGCCUGUCGAUGGAGACACAUCUGCUGAAAAAAUAAACGGAGAGAAUGACGAUGCUAGGGAAGCUGAGUGCAACAACACAGAAGCCGCGACCAAGACGAUCAAGCUGCUGUUCGAAAAUGGCGCGAUAUGGAAUGAUUUGGACGCGAACGGCGAGACACCGGGAUGUAUUGCGCUGAGAAUAGGCCUGAAAGAGCCGUAUGAGCUCUGCGUAGAUGCUGGUGUGCGCGCUGAGCUGUUGUUGAGCCGGAUGGAUCAGUAUCAGCUGCUCAUGGGCGGGGACUCAGAUGACGAUGACGAUGAUGAUGAGGAGGAAGAGGAGACUGUUGACACUGGUAAGGAAGUGGCGACUGAGGAUGUUGAAAUUCUGGACAUCAGCCAGGAAGCCGCACCUGGCGACGAGUCUACCGAGAACCCAAACUACCUGGCGUCGAACCUGACCUUCGAUCGAGACAGGUUGACCGACGAGGCAGGGAACGGUGUCAUGAUGGAGUGGGAAACAACGCUGAUGCGUCAGUCAGCUAACCUGCUAGCACCUACGCCAGGCCUGCGGGUGUUGAAUGUCGGCCAUGGAAUGGGCAUCAUCGAUGGCAUCCUGCACGAUAAGCAGCCAAAAGCGCAUCACAUCAUCGAGGCGCAUCCAGAUGUGCUGAAGCGCAUGAAAGAACAAGGCUGGGACAAGAAGGCAGGCGUCGUCAUCCACGAAGGCCGGUGGCAGGACGUCGUGCCUGGCCUAGCCGAGAAAGGCGAGCUGUUCGAUGGCAUCUACUUCGACACCUUCGCUGAAGAAUACAAAGACCUCCGAGAAUUCUUCACAGAACACGUCAUUACGUUGCUUGAUCCUUCAGGUGGUCCAGCCGGUGAGGGCGGCAAGUUUGGCUUCUUCAACGGUAUGGGCGCGGACAGACAGAUCGUCUAUGACGUAUAUGGCAAAAUUGUUGAGAUGGACCUUUUCGAAGCAGGCUUCGAUACGGAAUGGGAGACGGUACAGGUGCCGGAUCUGGACGAGCAGGGCGAGUGGGAGGGGUUACGGAGAAAAUACUGGGUAUUGAAAGAGUAUAGGUUGCCCACAUGCAGCUUCAUAGGCUGA
Messenger RNA from Didymella exigua CBS 183.55, 1260 nucleotides. RefSeq names its product arginine N-methyltransferase 2. Gene Ontology annotation, biological process: peptidyl-arginine methylation. Gene Ontology annotation, cellular component: cytoplasm; nucleus. Bases 1 to 1260 code for a protein of 419 amino acids. Lineage: Eukaryota; Fungi; Ascomycota; Dothideomycetes; Pleosporales; Didymellaceae. Gene Ontology annotation, molecular function: protein arginine N5-methyltransferase activity. The transcript has a single exon. The record is from RefSeq and is a predicted model, not a curated record.